This is a messenger RNA of Melanotaenia boesemani (Boeseman's rainbowfish), 2035 nucleotides long. RefSeq lists its product as uncharacterized. The record is from RefSeq and is a predicted model, not a curated record. The transcript has 2 exons. NCBI's taxonomy places the organism in Eukaryota, Metazoa, Chordata, Actinopteri, Atheriniformes, Melanotaeniidae. The coding region runs from base 64 to 906 and encodes 280 amino acids.
UCAGCAGGAUUUUGAGGCAUCCACACCAGUCAGAGUUACACCCGAGACUCUCCUCCAACUGUGAUGCCUGCCUUCAGCCCUCCUCCCGCUGCUCUCCUCUUAGUGGCACUCUGUGCAUCCAUGGCUUUGCAGCAGUCUGACCUUCAUCUGGCUUAUGUCACCCAAAGAGGUUUUUGCCUCUACUCUUGCAGCCAGGACCCGCAGCCCUGCAGCACAUCCUCUCUGAAAGAUUGCAUAUUCACAGAAAUCCAGCUUUCCGCUCUGCACUGCCCUCAGUCACCUUUGACUACUGUUUUUUGUUUCAAACAUCUAACGGUUUGGUUUUCAUCACCAGCCAAUGUGGCAUGUCUGCUCAACAACUCAGAGGUGAGGCACCUCACACUGAUCCACUGUGGUACCGGAGGAUCCAGGGGGACACCCUCUUCUUCCCUUGGGGGGCAUUUUGCUGUGCAACACCUUGAGAGGCUGACUAUGGUGAACCUGCCAGAGAAGCUGAUGGUAAAUCUGCCAGAGAGGCCAUUUCUUUACUGCAGUGAUGUGAACAGAGCCAAAAGCAUAGAAUCAAACGCGAACCCAGACAGUGAUAAUGGUUUUCAUUUAGGCAUAAACAGAUACAACAGGGACAGAGACACCAACAUGGACCUGGCUCCAGACACAAUUACAGAUUUUGUAGCUGUGUCCUCAACCCAGAUCCAGGAUAUGCUUUUGGGCAGGGAACUGGGAGCAGCAUAUCAUGAACAGGCCAGACUGGGAAUCAUCCACAGCUCUGUGCUGGACUGGGGAACAGUGGUCAAAUCCUACACAGUUCAAACAUAUAUAGACAGUGAUGGUACGCUGCCUUUUCCAGAACUUCACCUGCCAAAGCUGCCAGAGACAUCACUCAUCUAUGUCAGCUUUGUGUACUGAUAAAAAGUUACUUUCAGGGGGAAGAUAAUCAGUGUUAAAGUCUUUUAGAGAAUCUUCUUGCAGACCCCACUUGUUUCACAUUCUAGCUCAACAAUAAUCCCUUUAUAUUCAUAAUCUUGCAGAUUAUGCUGCCUUUAUAUUUAGACUCAUAGAUUCAGAUCGGCAUUUGGCAGAAGAAAAGGGCAAAAAGGACUAAUUUAAUGUUAUUAAUCACCGGGACUGUAUUUUGUGGUGGAUUUGGUUGGAUACUACUAUUUUUUAAGACUCUUACAAUCUUGUCAGUGUCAUGUCAGCAUGGCCUACAUAUAGCAGAAGCCUUAUCUACAGUCACUCAGGAGCUAAAGCUAACUAGCUGCAAGAUGCCUCCCUUCUCCACAGAUGACUAUCACACACUUCUACAGAGGAUCAACAUGCUGGAAACAAAGAUUCAACAGCUCGAGGUGAAUGUGGAAGUGAAUGGAUUGUGUGGAAAUGAAACAACCUUGCCUUUGAAAAAAAACAGCAGACAGCAAGAUUGUGCUAACACACAGCUAAUUAGCACAAACUUAGCUGGAAAGAAAAAGGAGGAUAAUCUACAAGGUAAUAACUCUUUCACUGAUAGUCCUCCCUGGAAUGCUCUUGGUGCAAAGCCAAAGAGUAAAUCAUCUCAUAGGGAAAUGGGAGAACCAGUAACAGGCAGAGCCCAGUUUGCUGAGAUUAGCGACGCGACCGGCUGGCCUGCUCUACCAUCCAGACCAAGGUUAGACUAAAAAACAAAUCAGAAAGUAAAAGGCAACAAGAAAAGCAAAUGGCUGGGCCUCAGACUCUGAUUGUCGGUGACUUCGGUGUGAAAGACGUGAGAAAUGUGUGUGGAAAACGUACAAAAGUACUGUGCUUUCCCAAAGAUAUGGUAUCAGAUGUCAGAGGCAAAAUUACGCAAAUUGUGGCGGCGCACCCAACUGUGGAAAACCUCAUCCUGCAUGUGGGGUCGAAUUAUGUUGUGAAACAACAAUCUGAGGUGCUGAAGUAGGAUUUUAUUGAACUGCUGGAUACAAUCAGCUGUCUGGAUGCCCGGAUAUUCAUCAGUGGCCCUCUCCCUUCCAUCAGAGGAGGAGUGGAGAGAUUCAGUAGGCUGUUUAGUCUGAAUGCA